Molecule: messenger RNA, 1481 nt
Organism: Micropterus dolomieu (smallmouth bass)
Lineage: Eukaryota; Metazoa; Chordata; Actinopteri; Centrarchiformes; Centrarchidae
Gene: rbks
Product: ribokinase
Exons: 9
Coding region: 119-1057 (312 amino acids)
Biological process (GO): D-ribose metabolic process
Molecular function (GO): ribokinase activity
Source: RefSeq, a predicted model, not a curated record
CACUGCACAGCAAGGGCCGCAACUCCGGUGAGAUCCGGUGCAGUGCAACCUCAGGGGACAUGUUGUUCAUUGUAUCCACUCUGAAGAGUCUGCGGAGAUACAGCAGCACUUUACGAUCAUGACUGAAGAGGCUUUUGAUGUGAUGGUGGUUGGCUCCUGUAUGACUGACUUGGUAAGCCAAGCACCAAGGCUACCCAAAGCCGGGGAAACCAUCCAUGGACACAAGUUCUUCAUUGGCUUCGGAGGGAAAGGGGCCAACCAGUGCAUACAGGCUGCAAGACUGGGAGCCAAAACUGCUAUGGUCGGCAUGGUUGGUAAAGACUUCUUUGGAGACAAUUACAUCCAGAAUUUCAAGAACAAUGGUGUACACACAGACUUUGUAGGGCAGACCUCUGACGCAGCCACAGGAGCCGCUUCCAUCAUUGUCAACGACGCAGGUGAGAAUGCCAUUGUGAUCGUAGCCGGUGCCAACAUGCUGCUGGGCGGUGAGGAGCUACAGAAAGCUCUUCCAGCCAUCAGCCGUGCAAAAGUGCUGGUGUGCCAGUUAGAGAUCAGCCCGCAGACAUCCUUGCAGGCUCUACGCAUGGCUCAGGAGAACAAAGUAAAGACAAUAUUCAACCCAGCGCCUGCCAUCCCUGACUUGGACAGAGGUUUCUACACAGCCUCUAAUGUGUUUUGCUGUAAUGAGUCUGAGGCUGAGCUGCUGACUGGUUCCUCAGUAGCUAAUGUGGAGCAAGCACACCGGGCUGGUCAGGAGCUGCUGAAGCGAGGCUGUGGGUCAGUCAUCAUCACUUUGGGACCCCAAGGCUGUGUGGUGCUCAAGGCACAAGAGUCUACCUCAAAACAUGUUCCAACUACUGCCGUCGCAGCAGUGGACACUACGGGUGCUGGAGACAGCUUUAUUGGAGCACUGGCAUUUUACAUGGCUCAUUAUCCCAUGCUGCCUCUGGAGGAGAUGGUCCGCAGAGCCAAUCAAGUGGCAGGAGUGAGCGUGCAGGCUGUCGGCACGCAGGCGUCUUACCCCUUCACAAAGGACCUACCAGCUGAACUGUUCUGAGAGCAGCAAAUACACAGUAGUGUAAAUGGACCAAUUCUGGAAUGUUUUUAUUGACUUGGUAACAUCGGGGUCUUGUGAAAUUGGCUGCAUUUGAGAAAUCUGAGAAUAAACAUUAUUAUGAAACUGAGAAUUUUCAGUAAUGUGCCCAGUAUUAUUUUAGCAUAAAGCUAAACAUGACUUAGAUUUACCUGUCAAUGUGAAUAUGAUAUCAUAUUAAAUGAAAUGUGCCUAUGUGAUGACAAGCUUACUUAUAGCAGACAAGUAUUUGUUUUUGUAAAACUUGUUUAAUCUCAAUUGUUUAAUUCAUUCGUCAUAUCAGCGAUACUGUAUAAUACUGCUUAACAGCACCGUAACAUGCUAUUCCAUGAUUUAACAGCAUUAGAUCGGCUGUGGUGGCUCCAAUAAAUAACAUCACUUUAACAAA